This is a messenger RNA of Symbiodinium sp. CCMP2592, 360 nucleotides long. Lineage: Eukaryota; Dinophyceae; Suessiales; Symbiodiniaceae. The record is from the annotation of a GenBank genome assembly.
AUGAUCUGCAAUGACUACACCACGAUCAACAAAUCCGACUUCAAUGCUAACCGAAUUGAGGCAAAGACGGAGGUCGGCGAAGUCGGCGACGUCGAAGUCCAAUACCAAGACGUCGUUACACAGGUGGCCGAGAGUGUGCAAGUGUUCAAAAAGGCUGCGGACUGCCCGGACGAGGAUGUCGCCUCCACCGUCCCCGACGAAUCCGAGGAGCAGGACCUGCAUCUAGCCGACCGAAAGCAGCUCCUCAGCUGCGGAGAUUCGAAGAUCUACGACCGUGACGACACAAAUGUCGGUGACGUCCUGAGGCAGCAACAGCAAGCACAACAAAGUGCAGAAGGAGGAGAAGAGGACACUGGAUGA